Erigeron canadensis is the source of this 3024-nucleotide messenger RNA. RefSeq lists its product as uncharacterized. The transcript is spliced from 6 exons. The coding region runs from base 185 to 2836 and encodes 883 amino acids. NCBI's taxonomy places the organism in Eukaryota, Viridiplantae, Streptophyta, Magnoliopsida, Asterales, Asteraceae. The record is from RefSeq and is a predicted model, not a curated record.
AUCACUCAUUUCUCUCUCUCACACACAAAUACGUCUGUCUGUUUGUGUAGUAGCGCGUAAUCACAAUCACUAUCACAAAUCCAUUUACAAAAUACAGACACAAAUUUCAACCGGUGUGAACUCAUCAAGCAAAUCAAUAUCUACAUUUUGCCACCGGAAUAUCCCAGAUUCCGGUUGCUUUAAAAUGAAUAGGAAUAAUAGAAAUAUGGAUAGACCGAUUCCGGGAUGCUUAGGAAGGAUGGUCAACCUUUUCGAUUUCGAUGCAAGGCUAGGAGGAAACCUGAUGCUUACAGACAAGCCACACUAUGAAGGUUCUCCGGUGUCUAGGAGUCAAUCGGAUGUGUCAUGGACGCGUGUAGCCGAUGAUCAGAUGAGCGAUAAAAUGAUGAUUUCUGAGUUAAGAAAAUCUCCAUCGAAUAGGAAAGCAAAUGGGACACCUAUAAAGAUGCUUAUUGCACAUGAAAUGUCAAAGGAAGAAGGCCCUAAGCAAAGCCCGCCCAAUUUGGUUGCUAAGUUAAUGGGGCUUGAUGAUCUUCCACAACGUUCGGCUUCAUGCAGGAGCAAUAUAAGGGGAUCGAGGAGCUAUUCGGGGUCGUUGGACUUUAUGCCAAAAGUGCACGAUGAAGUUAGUCAGUACAAAGAUGUUUUUGAAAUAUGGCAGCAGUCCUGCAAUACGUAUGGUGAUUCACCACAAAAGGUGAGAUAUAAAGAUACCAAGAUCGAUAAAAACAUGGCUCUAGUUCGUGAGAAGUUCAUGGAAGCAAAACGUUUAUCUACUGAUGAAAAGCUUCGCCAGUCCAAGCAAUUUCAAGAUGCGUUGGAAGUUUUAAGUUCGAAUAAAGACUUAUUUCUCAAGUUUCUGCAAGAACCUAAUUCGUUAUUCUCUCAACACCACAACUUACAGUCUGUACCUCCAGCUCCAGACUCAAGACGGAUAACAGUUCUUAGACCUUCGAAGUUGGUGGAUGGUCAUAAGUUAAGUGGUUCAGGUAAGAAAAGUGGAAAACAGAUUAACAAGACUGCACAACUUGGAGACUGUAAUAUGUGGGAUAAAUUUAAUGGCAACAUUACUCAGCCAACUCGCAUUGUUGUACUGAAACCAACCUCUGGAAAGCCUCACGAUAUGAAUGCUGUUACUUCCCCUCCUUCAUCGUUAAUGGUAUCAAAUGAUGAUGGAUUUUAUGGAGAUCUAGAAGAUAAUGAGGCACCAGAAUCAAAAGAAGUACCCGAAGAGAUGCCCCCAAGCCGCCACAGAAGAGACGAGACCCUGCCCUCUUCUGUUUUUUCCAAUGGUUAUAUUGGAGAUGAGAGUUCAUUCAGUAAAUCUGAAGUUUAUUAUGCAGCAGGGAAUCUGAGUGAUUCAGAAGUGAUGUCACCGACCUCUCGACACUCGUGGGACUAUGUUAACCGUUUUGGUACCCCUUAUUCAUCCUCCUCAUUCAGCCGUGCAUCUUAUUCUCCAGAGUCAUCUGUAUGUAGGGAGGCCAAGAAACGUCUCUCUGAAAGAUGGGCAAUGAUGGCAUUAAAUGGGACUGUUCAAGAACCAAGACAUGUAAGAAGAAGUUCCAGUACAUUGGGCGAGAUGCUUGCUCUUUCUGACCUAAGUAAAUCGCUAGAGUCAGAGGAACAAUGUAAAAAUUCUGGUGAAUUUAAUAAGAGUCAAGAUGCUGAUAGUACUCCUAAAAAUCUUUUGAGGUCAAAAUCGGUUCCGGUAUCUUCUACAGCAUCAAGUUCCAGACUUGGCGAAGUUUCAGAGAUCUUGAAAGUUAAAAAAGAUGAUACCAAGGAGUUGACCAAGGAAAAAAGUCUUAAAUCAUCUUCAUUCAAGGGGAAAGUUUCGAGUUUAUUUUUCUCUAAGAGUAGAAAGUCUAGCAAGCAAAAAUCUCAAAAGUCCAAGGGGGAACAGAAAUCUGCAAGAAGCAGUGGUAAUGAUGAAUCUCAAUGCAUUAAUGACAUAGUGGUUAAGGAUGCAGCAGGACGACAUGGUCCUGUUGAUGUAGGGCUAGUAGGCGAACAUUUACCCGAGGGGGGAUUUUCUGUCACAAAGAUUGAAACUCUUGGAAAUGCUGUCGAGAACCAGGACCAGCCAAGUCCUGUCUCGGUCUUGGACUUACAAUUUGAUGAUGACGAUCGUAAGUCAGGGUGUUCUCUAAAUGCCAAGUUGAAUGAGCAUGAUCCUAUGAAGUACAAUUUGAUCGAUAAAUCUCCACCAAUUGGAUCUAUUGCACGGACACUAUCAUGGGACGACUCUCAAGUGGGGUCUGUCACUCCCCUUUCAGUAAAAACCUUCACACCGGAGGAAGAAGAGCAAGAAUGUUUCUUGCAUGUUCAAACACUACUAUCAGCAGCUGAAAUCGAUAGUAGUGUUCAAUUAAAUUCAUUUUCAACCAGACGGCAUUCACCUGAAAGCCCACUGGACCCGUCUUUGAGAGACAAGUAUAUGAGCCUAACAGAUAAAGAGCCACCGGUGCUCGACUCCAAACAAAGACACCAAAGAUCAUUUCAAAAGCUCGUGUUUGACUGUGUCAAUGAGGCCUUAAUAAACGUUCCCCAGAAAGACAUAAUGUUGGUGGACCACGUAUGGGGCCAGAUGAAGGAAUGGAUAUCUGGGGAACAACGGUGUGUCUGGGAUGGUGAUGACGAAGAUGGCUGCACCACCACUCUGGUUGUGGAGAUGGUGGCGAGGAAAGAGGUCGUAGGUGAGGUUUGGGCGGAGCACUUGAGAUUUCAUGUUGAUAAUAUACGAAAAGAAAUAGAAGAGAUUUUGUUGAAAGAACUUGUGGAAGAAUCUGUGCUUGAGUUAACAGAUAGAGUGAUUUUGGCUUACACUCCCUAAUCUGUCUCACAAUUAUUCGUAUAUUAUUAACACUAUGAUGAUUUCUUGCAAGUUUCAUGGCCUUUUCCUGAUAUCAUCUGUUUAGUAAUACAAAAUAAGUAUCACGUCAGGCCAAAUUCAGGGUCCAUUCUGUACAGUUUUUGUGAUCUAGUUCAAAGUAAUUACAAUGAAAAACAAAUGUUUGUGUA